AUGACACCGUUUCAGUAUGAUCGUCUCGAUCUCUCUAGGGACGCAAUCAGACUCGUCCGCCUCGUCAAGGGCAAGGCCCCCGAACCGAUACGCUGCGAACUAUACCAGACUUACCUCCACAAGGUCGAUGGCGUCCCCUAUGAGGCACUAUCGUACACCUGGGGAGACGACGACUCAUCCCAAUCAACUCGCAUUAUACUGAACGGACAAGAGGUCUGUCUUAGACCAAACUUGCACACAGCCCUCGAUUUCCUGAGACUCGAGGACUCAGACAGACUCCUCUGGAUUGAUGCCAUCUGUAUUGACCAAAGCUACGACAAGGAGAAAACUCACCAGGUCAAUCAAAUGAGGCUGGUAUAUACGCACGCAGAAUGUGUUCUCUUUUGGUUAGGACCAAGUGGCGAGCACACCAACGACUUGAUGGACUUGAUCACGGAUAUCGACCGCAACCUCAUGGCCGCCAAGCUCUCAAAAAAGAAUUGGCGACUGGCCAUUGAGAACACACACAACGAUUAUAAAAUAGAAUGUGAACAUUGGAAGGUUCAAGCAGCCAGAGAUCUAGUUUCAAGGCCAUGGUUCAGCCGAGUCUGGAUACUUCAAGAAGUUGCUAGUGCUCGCCGAGGCACUGUCAUAUGUGGCAGGAAGUCGGCACCAGCCCGAACGUGGGCGCUGUUGAUGCCAGUAUUGUUGGGCCGGGAUUUGGACGACCACACGCGCGCAGUCCUAGACAUCAUUCCAAGUCCUCAAAGGAGCGAAUCAUGGUGGCAGAAGAGGAGAGACCUAUUCACGCUGCUGAAAAAGUUCGCACACAGCAAAUCCAGUGAUCCAAAAGAUAAAGUCUACGCCCUUAUUGGAAUAUCGUCUGAUGCAGGACACAAUGAGCGUUUCCUGCCAGAUUAUAGCGCAGACAUGCAAAGCUUCGCACGGAACACAAUUUCGUACAUCCUUUUCGGAGAUGUUCGAAGCCCAGAGCAUAUUGAGCUCCCUUCUUGGACCGUGGACGCACUUUUUCGACACCAAAUUCGAACCCCCUCCUCUAAAGAGAGGACCCCAACAUUGCCGAGAUAUCAUCAUUGA
This is a messenger RNA of Cryphonectria parasitica EP155, 1077 nucleotides long. RefSeq lists its product as uncharacterized. Lineage: Eukaryota; Fungi; Ascomycota; Sordariomycetes; Diaporthales; Cryphonectriaceae. The coding region runs from base 1 to 1077 and encodes 358 amino acids. The record is from RefSeq and is a predicted model, not a curated record. The transcript has 2 exons.